UCAGUCUUGCAGGAACGGUUCUGCUCCUCUUCACUACGGUUCUCAUAUAUCGGCUCCAUUGUUCAUUGGCACAAUUCUGCUCCUCAGCCUGUUCUCAUAUCAGCCCCAUUGUUCGUAAUUGCACUGAUGAUGCUAAGAAUCUGGCUCCAUUUGCCUAUUGCUUAACAUUUGGAGAUAUUUUUUUUUUGUGUAAAGUCAGGCAUUUUAGAAGAAUGAAGAAACAUGAUGCAGCUACUUGGUCUAAACUUCCGGAGAAAAUCCUUGAGAUUAUUGUUUGGAGGCUUCCUUGUUUCCUUGAUCAUGUCCGAUUUGGUGCAGUAUGCCAGUUAUGGCAAUCCACUAUAGUGAACAUGCACCACCAUUUAACUUCCUGGGAUCCAUGGUUGCUUCUUCCUGAGAGGGAAGACAAUUGCAUGAUCCGUGGCUUCUACAAAUUUUCUAAGAGAAGCGUUUUUGAAGUUAAAGCUGCCUGAAGCUCAUGCAAAACGUUGCAUCGGAUCUUCUAAAGGCUGGCUUGUAAUGUUAAAUGAAAUCUUAUCGAUCUACCUUUUCAAUCCAUGUACCAAAGUCCAAGAUCGGCUUCCAAAUCAAAUGACAUUCCAGGAUCACGACAAUUUUGCAAAGCGUUUCACUUGGGUUGAAAUGCAUGACAACUUCAUUCUAAAAGUUGUGUUAUCAUCCAGCCCUUCAAACUCUGACUUCAUUGCUAUGGCCAUCUAUUCUAACAUUCGGAAAUUGGCAAUUGCUAGACCAGAAGAUGAAGCAUGGACUACAAUACCAAGUGAAUGGUCUGGAUUUUGUGAUUUCAUAUACUACAAGGAAAAGUUUUAUGCCAUAAAUUGGCAAGGGAAGGUGGUGUCUUGUGAUGUUGGUGCGCAUCCAAAGACUACUCUAAUCACAACGCCUGUGAGACAAAUUUAUGGACAGGUUUACUUGGUUGAAUGUUCAGGGGAGCUAUUACAGGUUGUAAGAAAAAUGAAAUUUGACAAUUAUUCUCCUGAUUACGAGACCGUAGGGUUCAAUGUUUUCAAGCUGGAUUCAUACAGCAAUUUGUGGGUUGUGAUGAAAAAUUUGGGUGACCAAUCAUUGUUUCGAGGUUACAAUACUUCUUUCUCAAUUAGCUGUGACAACUCUCGAGCGAUAAGGGUCAAGAGAGAUUGUAUUUACUUCACAGAUGACUCUCUGGAUGCACAUUGGAUGUCCAAGGAGUUUGGUGGUAGUGACAUGGGAAUCUUUCACUUGGAAGAUGGACACAUUGAGCAUCAUUACUCUGGCCAUGUUUGUUAUCCUUCAGGACACAUUUGGUUUGCUCCUAACAAAUCAUAGAUAACCUAACACAAAUGAAACUGAUUUUAUUUUGUUGACUGAAAGGAUUUAGUUAGCUUCCUGCUGAA
Molecule: messenger RNA, 1394 nt
Organism: Macadamia integrifolia
Lineage: Eukaryota; Viridiplantae; Streptophyta; Magnoliopsida; Proteales; Proteaceae
Product: F-box protein At2g17690-like
Exons: 4
Coding region: 213-473 (86 amino acids)
Molecular function (GO): protein binding
Source: RefSeq, a predicted model, not a curated record